Messenger RNA from Salvia splendens (bonfire salvia), 1034 nucleotides. RefSeq names its product protein FAM32A-like. NCBI's taxonomy places the organism in Eukaryota, Viridiplantae, Streptophyta, Magnoliopsida, Lamiales, Lamiaceae. The coding region runs from base 515 to 1024 and encodes 169 amino acids. The transcript is spliced from 3 exons. The record is from RefSeq and is a predicted model, not a curated record. Gene Ontology annotation, cellular component: nucleolus.
AGAAGGGGAGAAGCUUCGCGAGACGCCUGGAUCUUUUCCUCAUAGAUUUUGUGAAUUACUGUCUGUUCAAAAAUUCAGAUUGAAGAAAUUGUUGAAUGAAAGAUAUGGAUAAUGUGAUGUGCUGAGAAGAGAGAUGCUGUGCUAUCUCAAAGUUUAAACUUGAAUGAUUAAUUAAGUGAAUACUAGUAGUACUUUAUUAAUUCUGCAGAGCAUAUUAUGGAAUUCAAUAGCACUUGUUUAUAUCUUCAGUCAGUCAGAGUAGAGAUUGCAGACUUUGAAAAAAAGUCUUUUAUUACUUGAGUUACAUAUACAUAUCUAUACAUGUGUGUGUGUGUGUGUAAACCAGUCAUGCCACUGCAACAAGUAUACAUUAACCAGCAUAUCAGCUAAAUAUGAUAGUGAAAUUACAGCUAAAAUCAAGUUGUCCUAUGAUUUUGUACUGAAAUCAAAAUUCAUAAUUUUGAGCUAAGAAAACCUGCAAUGCUGUCAAACUUGUCAAGAUUAGGAGAGAGAGAUGUCAGCUUAUGAAAAUGUUGUUGCUGGCAAGCUGAGGCUGAAGGGAAAAGCUUUGGAUGUGAGGAACGCAGGUAUAAAAAAGAAACGGAAGCACAAAGAGCGAAAUAUCCUCUCAGAGCAUGCUGCUGGGCAAGACCGGUUGACAGAUGAAAACAGCGCGUUGGUAUCAUUGGAUAACACAUAUUGGGAUGGAAAUGGGGGAGAGGACGAGCGCUUGACUCCAGCAGAUAGACGCUACAUGGAACAGCGAAAAAAGAUCGAGAUGAAGAGACUUGUGAAGGCUGCUAAGAAGUCUCACCGUGAUCGCAUUGAGGAAUUUAAUCAGUAUUUGGCUAAUCUGAGUGAGCACUAUGACAUCCCUAAAGUGGGCCUGGCUAACAACUAUGCUUCAAUUCUGUACUUCAAAACUAAGUUGAUGUAUUUUUCACAAUCUCCUCAAUCUUAUAAUGAAGGUUGUAUUAUUCACAUUUCAAUGGUCUGUCAUUCUCAAUACAAAUCAAUGAGAUGAUUACAAGAAA